Thlaspi arvense is the source of this 1296-nucleotide messenger RNA. The record is from the annotation of a GenBank genome assembly. NCBI's taxonomy places the organism in Eukaryota, Viridiplantae, Streptophyta, Magnoliopsida, Brassicales, Brassicaceae.
AUGAACAGUCAAUGCAAAGCAUAUGCCAAGGAGGUUGAAAUGUUGAAAGGACAAGUGAGGAAGCAAGCAGUGGUAAAAAAAUCGGCGGAGAAAAUUCUUCUUAUCAACACACUUGAACGUCUUGGUGUAUCUUAUCAUUUUGAAGAGGAGAUUGAAGAGCUUCUUCAAUUAGUGUUUGCUAAUUUUCAAGACGACAGUAUUGAUGACUCGAUUUGUUCACUACUUCAGUUCAGUUUCGUGUAUUCAGACAACAUGGGUGUAUUCAACAAAUUUAAAGACAUGGACGGGAAAUUCAAGGAGUCCUUAAUUCAGGAUGUGACAGGAAUGCUGAGCUUCUCUUGCUUUUUGCAAAACCCACCUCCUUUGAUGCUACCAAGUUUAAACCCUAACCUUGCAAACCAAGUAAAACGUGCUUUGCAUCGUUGCCUCCAUAGGAGCAUGCCUAGAUUGGAAGCACGACACUACAUAUCAUUCUACGAAAAGGAUCCUUCAAGGGAUGAACUAUUACUCAGGUUUGCCAAGGUGGAUUACAAUCUACUGCAGCUAUUGCACAAACAAGAAAUUUGUGAUGUCUCAAGGUGGUGGAAUGAAAUGGAAAUUCCUACUAAACUUCCUUAUGCAAGAAAUAGGCCAACUGAGUGUUAUUUUUGGAGUUCAUUUGCCUAUUUUGAGCCGCAUUACUCAUUUGCACGGGUAAUUCUAGCUAAAGUAAUCAUGGUGAUGACGCUUCUAGAUGAUACCUAUGAUGCAUAUGGUACAUUUGAAGAAUUGAAACAAUUUACUAAUGCUAUUUGGGCGCUUGCCAAUUUGCACGGGGAGUUAGAGGUUCCACUGGCUACACAAGGAAGGUCUUAUUGUGUUGACCGUUUAAGACAAAGAUUCAAAGAUCUAGCUAGAGCUUAUGAGCUGGAGAUCAAAUGGGUCGAGGAUGGCUAUGCGCCAACAAUGGAAGAGUACUUUGCCAAUGGGAUAGCAACCAGCACGGGCACCUUGCUCCUUGCUUCAUUUGUAGGCAUUGGAGAAUUUGCAAAAGUCGAUGCAUUUGACUGGCUGCAUGCUAAUCCAAGAAUCGCGGUUGCUUGUGCCAUAGUUGGUCGCCUCAUCAAUGACUUAGCAAGCAGUGAGAGAGAGCAAGAAAGGGGACAUAUUGCUGGUGCGCUUGAAUGCUAUAUGAAGGAGUUUAGCCUUUCAAAGCAGGAUGCCAUUGACGAAAUAAAUAGAAGGAUAGAUGAUGGAUGGAAGGAUAUUAAUGAAGAAAUCCUUAGGCCAACAUGGUCUCCAUGCAUCUGCUUAUGA